This is a messenger RNA of Drosophila takahashii, 535 nucleotides long. It is a transcript of the gene Lamtor4, whose product is annotated as Late endosomal/lysosomal adaptor, MAPK and MTOR activator 4. The record is from RefSeq and is a predicted model, not a curated record. NCBI's taxonomy places the organism in Eukaryota, Metazoa, Arthropoda, Insecta, Diptera, Drosophilidae. Gene Ontology annotation, cellular component: lysosome; Ragulator complex. Gene Ontology annotation, molecular function: guanyl-nucleotide exchange factor activity. Gene Ontology annotation, biological process: cellular response to amino acid stimulus; positive regulation of TOR signaling.
AGAUAAAUAAUAAUAAUACUUAAAAAUGGACAGGGAAAAGUUGAUAGUGCCCAAUCAAAUUGGCUACCUGAUCCUCAAGGAAGAUGGAGCCGUCCUGGAAUCGGGAGGAGAACUCAAGAACGAUGAGCACAGUGCAGAUGUGAUAAUGGGGCUGCUGAAUCUCACAGAGAGCAUCGACGAGUCCUUCAUGCCGAACAGCAGUUGUGAGAGGAUCACCAUCGACUACGAGCAGCACUACUACAGCAUCUGCAUGUCCAAUCGUCGGAUUUACAUAGUUAAGAUCAGCAAAUCCCAGAAUGGAGUCACCACCACGACCACGAGCUCCUCCUCGUCCAAUAGUGUCUACAAUGAUGCCAGCGAUUCCGGGGCGGUGCUGGCUUGAAAUCCGGAUACUCUGGAUGCCCGGUUGCCCACUUGCCGAUUCUGUUGGCAGGGCAACCCACAAAGACCCCACAAUUGGCGCACUCCCAUCCUCUAUCUGAUCCUCCUCUUUAUUUGUCAAAAAAUACAUCAUCUGUGAGCUCCUGCUCGAAAA